AUGCAGCUCCCCACCCCAGCAGCAGUAGGAAGGAAGCCCCUACUACUGCAGCAGGAGGAUGGAGCUAGACGAACCAAAGAAGAUACUUGGAAAUCAGAAGAACUUAGGAAACAUCUCAGGGCAUCACAACCAGAUAGUCUAAAUGAAGACCAAAAGCACAGAGAAAAGAAGCUGCAGAAAGAGAAGUCUGUUCAUGACACAGACACUCAUAAACAUGAACGCAAAGACAGAGGGAAGAGCAAGGAAAGAACAAGAGAGAGAGAGAGAUUUAAAUCUGGUGAAAGAGACAGGGAUAAAAUGAGAGAGAGAGAAAGGGCAAGAGAGCACUGGAGAGAAGGAGACCAAGAGAGAUACAAAGAUAAGCUUCAAGAGUCAAAGGAGGAGAAAACAAGAAGUGAAGAGCGAGAAAGAAGACAUGCAGAAAAGAAGGAUAAUGAUACCAAAAAGAGCAUUGACAAAGUUCUAGCCUACAAAGUUGAAGAAGGUGAACGGGUACACAAGUUAGAGAGAGAUCAGGGAUUGGAUAAAGAGGGAGAAAGAAGACACAGAGGGAAAAAAGAGUAUUCUGUUAGGCCAGGAAAAGAGAGUCUUUCAAAAGAUAGAAGUCAUAAACGUUAUGAAAAGGAAGAGGAAGAGAAACAUAAAUCAAAGAGAUCUAAAGAGGGAUCUUCCCAUGGAGACAGAGAAAGGCAACCAGAAGCUAAUGAGAGAGUGAAAACUAGAGAAAAUGAAAGAAAAAAGCGUGAUCUAAAGAACAGUGAAUACAAAAAGGAGGAGAGGAUUCAAGAAGAAAUGAGCAGUCAGUUCGUAAGUAGGACUGUAGAAGAUAAAGGAAAACUCAUUGAAAAAGAGGAAAGAGACACAAGAGAAGAGGAAAUGAAAGAUACAUGCAUCUAUAAUUCAGACACAGGAUUAGAUAACUUUUCAGAAAAUUAUGAGGAUGAUUUUGAAGAUUAUGAAGAUGAUUUUGAUGAUGGUGAAGACAAAAGUGGGGAAGAAGGAGAUGCAGAAGAAAACCUAAGCAAGAUUCAGGUUUCUAGAACAUCAGAAAUUGAAGAAAUUCAAAGAGCAAUUACUGCAGAAAAUGAUAGAAUUUUUACUUCACUGCCAAAGAAAAUUGAAAAUGAAAAAAAGGAACCAGUCAUGGAAAAGCAACACCCUUCUGUCAAAAACUCUUUUUGUGGAAUAUUCAUGGAUUUUCAAAUGGCGAACCAACGGCAAAGUAACCGAAGUAUGGCUAGUAAGCAGAAAAAACGGAGUUCAGAACUUCUCCCACUGAUAGAUCUGGACUUCUCAGUUAGUUUUUCUGUAUUGGAUUUGCCUCCUGUAAAUGAGUAUGACAUGUAUAUCAGGAAUUUUGGUAAACUGAACACUAAGCAGGCAUAUAUUCAGUGUAAUGAGGACAAUCUUGAGAGAGACAUUCAGACUGAGGAAAUUGAGACAUUGGAGAAAUGGACACAGCAUCCAGGAGAAAGUUCCCUUGUAUCUGGAGGUGAAGAACAUUUUCAUGAUGUGUCAGUGAAUGCAGCUCUAACAUCUAAAAUUGAUUCACAAAGAUUAGCCAGUUUCCUCCGGUCUGCUUGCCAGGUGAUUGCUGUUUUGCUAGAGGAAGAUCAAGUUGCAACAGAACCCAGGUGGAAAUUAAGAUCUCGACAAACCAGUCUGUCUAUUAGUGAUAGCUGUUUCCAGUUAAAUACUAACCAGCCAUUCCUCCAUGACCGAAAAAUAUCCUGCCUAUGUGUCUCUCAAGUUCAGAGGCAGACACUGCUUUCUGUUCAUGGAUUACCUGAAAAGGCAGGUGUUGGUUUACUGAACAGAAAGAGUAUCAUCUGCGUUUGGAACAUCUGGCAGCCUUCCAGUCCUCAGAAAGUUUUAAUAUGUGACUCAGAGGUGAUAUGUUGCUGCUUUAGUCCCACUAAAACCACAUUAGUUUUUGCUGGAACAAUAGAUGGUUCAUUGUUGUUGUGGGAUCUUCGAGAAGACUCAAGAAUGCACCCUCAUAUGAUGCUCACUGAAACCGACUGGACAUUCAGAGUUCCAACAUUUUCCACUGAUGGCAUUCUAAACUCAGUAAACCACACUUCUCCCAUACUAGCCGUGGAACCUGUCUCAACUUCUCUCCACCCUGAUCAGAAUUAUGGUCUCUCAAGCCUUUCUUAUCAGGGCGAAAUGUCAGGCCCUCUAUUUCAGAUAGCUUCAAUGGAUGAAAAUGGAAUCCUCAAUAUGUGGGUGAGUAAUAGAUGUAUGAAAAGAGAAAGUAUCGUGCUGGAAUAACAAAAUAUUUCUUCA
Molecule: messenger RNA, 2289 nt
Organism: Eurypyga helias (sunbittern)
Lineage: Eukaryota; Metazoa; Chordata; Aves; Eurypygiformes; Eurypygidae
Gene: DYNC2I1
Product: WD repeat domain 60
Exons: 18
Coding region: 1-2274 (757 amino acids)
Biological process (GO): intraciliary transport
Cellular component (GO): cytoplasmic dynein complex
Molecular function (GO): dynein light chain binding; dynein heavy chain binding
Source: RefSeq, a predicted model, not a curated record